This is a messenger RNA of Nothobranchius furzeri (turquoise killifish), 5519 nucleotides long. The record is from RefSeq and is a predicted model, not a curated record. NCBI's taxonomy places the organism in Eukaryota, Metazoa, Chordata, Actinopteri, Cyprinodontiformes, Nothobranchiidae.
AGAGAGAGGAGAGGCUGAAUAUUAGUAUUCAGAGCACAGGGAGGAAAGGAAGGAGGCAGCGAGUGAGCAAACGAGGGAGAGUGAAAGGGAGGGGACAGGAGGAAAAAACACGAGGUGGGGAGGAAAAUAUAAAAAGAAGAAGGGGGGGAUCCGAGAGGUGACAGAGGAGAGAGGAGAUAUAUCAGAUUGUCCAUUUCUCCCUCUCAGUCUGUCUUCCCGGUUUGUGGAUAGAGAGGACAGGAAGAGGGCGGAAUGUCCCUUUAGGCGUCGCAUCUGACUAGGACAGCUAGUAAAUCGGAAGCUGAGGACAGCGGGGGUUUCUGCGACGUGAAGAUUUUGUUGGAGGUUUUUCACAAGAACCGCCCAUUCAGACAGAAGCUUCCAGUCCACGCUGAUGAUGCCUCACACCGAAUCCCGUUGGAGCUUUAAAAAACUCAGCUCUGAAAGGAAAGAAUCCUGCCAGCUUUAGUUUUUGAUCUCAAACCCAUCAGGAAAAUAACAGUCUGAAGGUCACGGAUGCACCUGAGAGAAAUCUCCGUGUUCCCCAGACAGAUCUGUUUACAAAGAAGAUUUUAAACGCUGAACGUCCUCGCUCUAGUUUGCAAAAACCAGGAUGAAGAAGAACCCCGGGAGUUGAGCUCAGCACAGAUCCCCUGCUGAGCUCCUUCGUGGUUUUCCUGCAUCGCUGAGGCCCCCUCAGCUUCCUCUGCCUUGUAGUUCCCAGCUGGCACCCUGCCAAAGGUGGACGGGCUGACUCCGUACCUCUGCGUGCGCCGUCCGACACGUGAGGGCGGCGGGAGCUGCGCUGUCAUUGGCUGACUGCUGGUGAGAGUGCGAUGCGGAUUGGAGCAUGUCGGGAGACUGGGAUGACGACCUGUGUAAGAAGGCGCUGGUGUUGGUGGAGGAGCUGUGCUUCAACUCUCCGAGAGGUUACAGCCAGAGCGAGCGGUGCCAGGAGUUCAGCUACCUGAUGAGGGGUCGCAACAGACAGGUGGACACAGAAAUCUCUGUCAGCCUGCUGUCGGUCAUCGUGACAUUCUGUGGCAUCGUCCUCCUGUCCGUCUCUCUCUUUGUCUCCUGGAAGCUCUGCUGGCUGCCAUGGCGGGACAAGGAGGGCGGAGGCCUGAGCCUGACGUCGGGGCUGUUGCCCGGAACCGCUGGAGUUGGGAGCCUUGGAGGACCUGGGGGAGCAUCUCUUCUGCCCCCGAUGCUGCAGAGGAAGGAGGGGCACUCCUCGUCCUCACUCUACCCCUCCCUGGGCCAGCAGGGCCACCCCCAUUUCUCUGACCUAGUGGGGCUGGAGAGGGGGGAUGUUGGGGGAGUAGUUGGGGGAAACGAGACCCAGGAGCACUCCUACCUGGAUAUGGAUUCCUACCCCAACAAUGCUGGAACGCUGAAGCUGAGUCAGACAUCUCCAGACGUCCCCAACUCAGAGGGGGGGACCAACAAAGACCUGCCUAACGCUCACUCUCAGCAGCAGGUCACCUCACGGCCCAAACCCAUGACUCACCAGCUCUCCAGCCCAGAUUUUCAUGGUGAGGAGAAGGAGCAGGUAACCUGCAUCGGGCAGAUCAAGCCGGAGCUUUACAGACCUAAAGGUGAUCAGAGCGAUGGCAAACAGGGCGACACCUGUGGCAAGAUCUGCUUCUUGCUGCGCUACGCCUUCAACACAGAGCAGUUGGUGGUGAAGAUCCUGAAAGCUUUGGACCUGCCAGCGAAGGAUGCCAAUGGCUUCUCUGACCCAUAUGUGAAGAUUUACUUACUGCCAGACAGGAAGAAGAAAUUCCAGACAAAGGUCCACAGAAAGACCUUAAACCCGGUGUUCAACGAGACGUUCCAGUUCGGCGUGCCGCUGAACGAGCUACAUUCCAGGAAGCUGCAUUUCUCUGUGUACGACUUCGACCGUUUCUCCAGACACGACCUGAUUGGCCAAGUGGUGGUGGAAAACCUGCUGGACUUCAGCGAGGACAGCGGGGACAAACCUGUCUGGAGGGACAUCGUUGAGGGCCAUGCAGAGAAGGCCGAUCUCGGGGAGCUUAAUUUCUCGCUGUGUUACCUGCCCACUGCAGGCAGGCUCACGGCUACAAUCAUCAAGGCCACCAACCUCAAAGCCAUGGACCUGACUGGUUUCUCAGACCCAUAUGUGAAGGCCUCUCUGGUAUGUGAUGGCCGAAGGCUAAAAAAGAGGAAGACUUCCAUUAAGAAGAACACCCUGAAUCCUACGUACAACGAGGCGUUGGUGUUUGACAUUCCCAAUGAAAACAUAGAGAGCGUAUCCAUCGUCAUUGCUGUGAUGGAUUAUGAUUGCAUCGGUCAUAACGAGGUUAUAGGAAUGUGCCGUGUAGGCAGCGAGGCUGACGGUCCCGGGAGGGAGCACUGGACGGCCAUGCUAGCCAAUCCACGUAAACCAAUAGAGCACUGGCAUCAGCUUGUUGAGGAAAAAGCAAUUGCAACAUUUGUGUCAAAGAGUCCUGCAGCAUCCUCCCCGAAGCCACAUAUUGUGGUGGACAGCCCCCACUCUGAUUAAAACAGUCAUUAUCAUCUCAACGGCUUCAAACUUUCCUUUUUUUCCUCUCAUCUGUGAAUAAUUCUCUCCAUCAAAGACGGAGACACGCGGAGACACUGCUAGUAUCCAACCGCUAGUGCCGUUUUGCUCCUGCUAAUGAAAAACUCCAACUCUUGUGCUGUCUUUACUGAGCUGGAGAAGAAGGGGGAAAAAAAUCAUCCAUCACGAGUUAUGGGUUGAUCGUCAAACUGCACACGACACACACACGACUGAACCAAUAGAACUGGUGUUACUGGAAAUUUAGCAAGGAGACGCACACACACUUCUAACAUACAUAAAUACACAGAGUUUGUGGAACGUGUGUAGUUUGUGUGUUCUUCAGAUUAGUGUAUUUCAUCUAGAACUUUUAUUUCUAGAAAACACGAAGAAGAGGAAGAAGAAGGAGAAAAAAGGAUAAAGAAAGCCAUCACAGAAUGGUUAUUUCAGUCAGGACCAAAGUUUCACACUCGUACAGACUACGAAGACGAAGUUGUGUGUCAGGAGUUUUCUUUGCAGCAUUAGUUUACAGGAGAUGCUGCGCUGUACAGGAAAAGCAUCUGACCUGGUACCUAACUGGACAAAACAUCUUUGGUGGAUUCUCCAAGCCAACUGGACCCCUUCUUCUGGGUGUGCACCCUCUGUUUUCAGAGGAAAGACGACAGUUGGCCGUUAUUGAUGUCAAACGAGUGAAAAAUGAGGACAGACUCACUGGUCUCAGCAUGUCAUGCUACCUUGAAAUGUGUCCCUCUUCAUCACGUUCCGUCCCAGUCCUGAUGGGUCUCAUUAGUAUUUUUUAAUUAUAAUUUUACGCUCUUGUGUGUGUGGUAGAAUGCACAAACAUCUAAUAGGAAGGAAGCGCAUUCAUGCCGUCCACUGAGGAUGAGAUGGUGUGAGCGUCUGAGGGACCUGGACAGUUAGAUCCUUCUCGAAGGGCCAGACUUUUCCUGAUGCAGGACUAAUCAGGUUUAGUCAGACCUGUGUUUGGAAUUGGACCUGCACCUGCUGGAGAGAGGAUGUCUCCCGCAAGGCACCGAUGUCACCACCCUGUUAGUUUUCUAUCAUUCCAGGACUUAAAGUUUUGGUUUACUCAAGAAAAAAAAAAAGAAUAUCAGAACGGAGUCAUUGCCAUGCUUUAAAUGAUAUUUUAUUUUUUGUCUAGAAGCCUAUAUCAUGUACCUGACAGGACUCCAGAAGGACACACACGUCCGUGUUGCUCUUAUUAGUGAGUGUUUCUGUGUUUGUGGGCGUUUGUUUUGUACUUGUGUGAGUGUGUGUGUGCCUGUGAGUCACUGUGACCGUGUGUGUGCAUCACACAUAUCUGUGCUCGCCUCCUUCUGCAUCAUUUUUCUGUCUUCACACCGAAAUGCGGGCAUCCACGAACUAAAAAAGCUUGUCUUAGAGCCAAACCUGUCUUCUGUCUCGUGUCUUUAAAGGGAGCCAUUCAGUGUGUGUGCGUGGGUGUGUGUGUGUGUGUGUGUGUACUACUUGUGCCUCAUUGCACUAGGUGGGAGAACACUGUCUCUCAUAGACAUUGGUUUUUAUUGUCUAUGUUGUCUCUGAAUCAGCUACCCUCCUCUCCUCCUGAACCCUUUGCCUGAUGUAAGUAACCGUGUUGAUCGUGUACUCCUUCCACUAAAUUUGUGUACUGUAUGUUGGAGGGAACAUCCAGAUGGGACUGAAAAUGACAACUGCUGGUGUGUUUUGCUUAUAUUUGUUAGAAGAAACUCAACGGUUAAGAAAAAAAACAACAACUAAUAAAAUAAAAACGUGUCUUUUACAGCCAAUGACAAAAUUAGAUCCCCGGAAAGAAAGUCAGCAGGGAGGAGGCGUGGUGACAAAGCAGGCGCCUGGGAUUCCUGCCCUUGCCGUGUAAAGCGAUACAGACGUACAAAGCCAUGCCUGUCGCUGCUAAUAUGACUGGAACCUCAGCUAAACAGUACUACACCUCACUACAGCUGCCGCUAGUGUUGCCACUUUCCUGUAAUCCUCUCACACGCUAACACACUUUUGCACGGGAGAGUGUUUGGAGAGGGGAAGCUGGCUUCUUUCUUUGUCUCUGGAUCAAACAAGCAGACACACCAGGUUACGCGCUGUAUUGAGACAGAUGCGGGAUGAUCGAUCAGUUUGUGUAAAUCAAUUUCCCAUUGAUUUAUUGGUCCAGAGGUCCCUUUAUUCUCCUUUCCCCAGCUUUUUCCUCCCUGCUCGUGUCGACCCCGUUUAGCUCUCAUGUUGUGAUAUAUUACAAAGCUCAUUCCCUUCUUCUCUUCCUCCCCCCGUCAGCAAUCCCACCCUCACCUUUUUCUGUUGCGUCUGUCCGAUUACCAUCUGAUUACUCAUUUUCUCCUUCUCUCCUCCAGCCAUCCUCCCCCUUUCCCCCUCGCUCGUCCAUUUCCCGCUCUACUUUCCUUUCUCCCCCAGUCCUCCUUCCAGCUCCCACAUCCCUCCAUCUUGUCGGCUUUCUUUUUCUUUGCAAACCCACUCCUCCCAUCACCUCCCCACCCCCCUCUUGCUGUCCCCUCUUGUUCGUGCAGUCCUGAAUGGUCACGGGGAAACAUGUUUGCAUGCUUAUAUUAACAUGAAUGAUGUCAACUUGAUGCAAGAAAAAUUAUAUAAGUGAUGCUUUGAGCAAAAUCUGACGAUGAACUUGAUACUAAUACUACUAAUGACGACGCAAACGAGACCUAGGAGUUGUUUGUCUUUGUUGUCGCAAACAACAAUGAUGAAUUGUUUAUGCUGUGUUGCUCUCUCUCAAAUUGGUAUUCUCUUUUGAUUUCUUUUGGAUUUUUUUUUUAUAUGUAACUUAUUCAAGAAGUUUACUUUUUUAUUAGUUAAUGGUGAGAAUUUGAUGGAGGGAUCCAGUCGGGGUGAUUGUUUCAGUCAGGUUCGAUACUUCAGGUAACAGGAUGUUGGUGAAUGUGUAAGUGACGGUGUGGCUGAAGCAAUCAUGAUGGAAAUAAAGGAUAUGUAACAUCCA